Messenger RNA from Leucoraja erinaceus (little skate), 4959 nucleotides. Its product is annotated as protocadherin gamma-C5-like. The transcript has a single exon. The coding region runs from base 175 to 2553 and encodes 792 amino acids. Gene Ontology annotation, cellular component: plasma membrane. NCBI's taxonomy places the organism in Eukaryota, Metazoa, Chordata, Chondrichthyes, Rajiformes, Rajidae. Gene Ontology annotation, biological process: homophilic cell-cell adhesion. Gene Ontology annotation, molecular function: calcium ion binding. The record is from RefSeq and is a predicted model, not a curated record.
AAGGCGAGCAGUGCCUGCGUUUUGAUGGUGGGAUCAAGCUGGGGAAGAUAGAUUUACAGUGUGUUUCCUUACGGCUUUCAGAAUAUAUAUGACUUACAUUAUCUUGUAAUAAGAAUUUUUUUACGGAUUACCCGAAGAGAGGCUUGGUUUUGGACAUUCGCUGACUACGGAACAAUGGCGUACCUACUGAGGUUUGCCUGCAAUGUGUUUACGUGUAUGUUACUGGUAUGUGCACCGCAUCUAAUCACCGGGCAACUUCGUUAUUCUAUUCCGGAGGAAAUGGAAGAAGGCGCUUUUGUUGGAAAUCUCGCACAAGAUCUGGGUCUGAACGUGCGGCAAUUAUCAGCUCGCAAAUUGCGACUCGGCUCUGAUGACGGUGGACGGUACAUGAAGGUUGGUUUAGACAAUGGGGUAUUAUCUAUUCGUGAAAGAAUCGACAGGGAAGGUAUUUGUAGGCACACCGAAAUGUGUACUAUAUAUUUUAAAACAACACUAGAAAAUCCCUCGGAGGUGUACCGCGGGGAAGUAGAGAUUCUCGAUGUAAAUGACAAUCCUCCCAAUUUCGAUGACGGAAGCAUCGCCUUGCAGAUAUCUGAAGCGAUUGCACCCGGAGUACGUUUCCGCCUUGAGAGCGCGGACGAUCCCGAUAUUGGAAUAAAUACUGUCACCGCCUACACAAUCAGUUCCAAUGAGCACUUUAGUAUAAAAACGCAUACAAAAGAAGAUGGUAUUAUGGUAGCUGAGUUACUGUUAGAGAAAUAUUUAGACCGAGAAGUCCAAUCAUCAUAUCAACUCUUGCUUACGGCGACUGACGGUGGGAUACCUCAGAGAUCAGGCACAGCUCAAGUUCUCAUUACUGUAUUGGACAAUAAUGAUAAUCCACCAGUGUUCGAUCGAGAUAAUUACAGGGGCAGCUUAAGUGAGAACGCUCGGCAAGGUGCCAUUGUGAUGAAAGUCAAUGCAAAUGACGCGGACGAAGGUCUGAACGCGGAGCUGACGUACACUUUUAGUGAUGUUACUUUGCGAAGAGUGGGUAAUUUAUUCAGAUUAGACCCACAUAAUGGAGAGAUCCGUGUAGAAGGACCGCUGGAUUUUGAAGAAGCAACUAGCUAUUCUCUCGAUAUUCAAGCUAUGGAUAAUGGUUCACCUCCAAUUACUGGGCACGCAAAUGUGCUGAUCAAAAUAACUGACGUGAAUGAUAACGCACCCGAGAUAAAGCUGACAUCAGCCUCCACCAAAAUCCCGGAAAAUGCUCCACCAGGAACAUUCAUUAUGUUCAUUGAUGUUAUUGAUCGUGAUUCUGGAGUGAAUGGUCAAGUCCGCUGCGAGUUGCCUCAGAAUGUUCCUUUUAGACUACAAACAGCAUCGAGCCAUUAUAAAUUGGUUACCAGUGAAACGUUGGACCGUGAAGUAAUUUCUGAGUACACAUUACCAAUUUCAGCAUGGGACUUGGGAUCGCCUUCACUGUCGUCAAAUAAAACUAUACAUAUUGCAAUAACCGAUAUAAACGAUAACGCCCCGCGGUUUUCUGAAUCAUCCUACAACGUAUAUGUGACGGAGAAUAGUGCUCCGGGUGCAUCCAUUUUUGCACUAAUUGCACUAGAUGCUGAUCAGGAGCAGAAUUCCUAUAUCUCUUACUCUUUUGGGGACAAUCGGAUCCAAACCCUGCCAGUAUCCACUUACCUGUCUAUUAACCCAAUGAACGGUACUAUUUACGCGCUGCGUUCUUUCGACUAUGAGGAACUCAAGAACUUCCAGAUCAAUGUACAAGCCCGUGAUGGUGGGGUGCCUCCGUUAAGCAGCAGCGCCACGGUGAAUGUCAUCAUCCUGGAUCAAAAUGACAACGCGCCGGUAAUUGUUUCGCCUUUAGAACAGAGUGGAUCAGUGGCAACGGAGAUCGUGCCCCAAUCAGCGGGUCAAGGUUAUUUGGUCACCAAAAUAAUAGCUACAGAUGCAGAUUCUGGUCAGAACUCACGACUCUUUCAUCAGAUGGUGAAAUCUACCGAUCCCACUUUGUUCAACGUUGGGAAGAUUUCCGGUGAAAUCAGAACUAGUCGCAACAUUUUGCAGUCCGAUAUUGGUUUACAGACUCUGGUCAUCUUGGUCAAGGACAAUGGGCAGCCAAGCCUGUCCAGUACAGUUACAAUGAACAUUCGAGUUUUGGAGAACAUCACUGAAGGAAUCACCGAAAGCAGCACCUUUGUGAAGAAUCCAGAAUAUUUCUCUGAUCCAAAUGUUUACUUUAUCAUAAUUUUCAGUUGCACUUCCGUUGUGUUUCUUCUGAUUAUCGUUCUGUUGAUUGGCAUCAAGUGCAAACAGGACAGAAGUAUUAUCCAAGGGUAUAACACCCCCAGUUAUUGUUACAAUCGUGGAGAGUUGCACGGCACGUUUAAUGGAAGACCUGCUAUAGAGGAAACUUUACGCUAUCCCGGGACAGGCCGGGUUGUCCGCGUACCGGAGCCGCACCAAUACUCGGUCUGCCUGUCUCCAGAGUCAGCGAAAAGUGAUUUCCUCUUCUUGAAGCCAUGCGGCGCUCCCACGUCUCAGGCCUAAUGAUGCGUAUGCUCAAGGAAGGCGCAUCUUAUUUGUGGUCAUUUUACUCUCGAGGCAUAUGAAUAAUUCGUGAGUGAAAUAUUUAAGAAAAUAUUGUGCAUGUUUUCUAUUUCAUUUAAAGUGAGCAUUUGUUGUCAUGGUAACGAAUAUAUAACUUUUAGCAAAUAAAGCCCAUCGUCUGAGAGGUAUCUGUCAACUCUGAUCAAAUGAUAUUGCUUAUUAUUGAACGACAUACAUAUAUACAUUGCUGCUGGAUCAAUCACAUUAAGGAUGCUAAAUACAUUUACUUGCCUAAAGUAAAAUAUACGAUAAAGAAUUCGACGUCAGCAUAUUCCAUAUGAAAUGCUGAUAGGUACAGAGCAAAUAACUAAAUAACAAACUUAGAAGACGGAAAUGAAAAUAUAAAGUGAAUGAGAAACACAAGAUGCGAAAGCUGAUAGAUAAAAUGAUCUGGCGGGAAACUCAUCAGGUGGGCCCCGAAGUGAGCUGGGAUAUGGAUAGCUAACGUUUCAGGUUGCCCCAUGCCUCCAAUCUGGACUAGGGAAGUAUUAGCUGGCAGAAAGCGGUAAAUGAAAAUGGCGAGGCAAGUGCCGGCAAGUUGAAUACAGGAAAGGAAAACUUGGCUGGCAGAUGGAAAACAACGGAUGGAGAUGGUCACAUAGGCGGGAGUUAAGAUAUGAAAAAGGAGAACGAGAUGGUGGAAUCCGAUAAGAAGGGAAUGUACGAAAGAAACUAUAGAAGUAUGGGCAGGCAAGGCUCAUGCGAAACAGUACGACGGGUAGAAGAGGAUGUGAAUGUGAGCACCCUUAUGGAUCAGCAGGAGAAGGAGGUGGGCAGACGGUAAUCUACAGUUGGAACAAUGCAUGUUCAUGCCUUUGGAUUGUAGGCCACACAAGCGGAAUAUAGGGUGCCGGUAUUUCAGUUUGUAUAUGACCUCCCUCUGCGUAUGGAGUAAACUGAGGACAUAGAGACUGCAUUGGAAUGGGAAUAUAACUGAAAAUAUUGCAAUCAGGAGUUCCAGCUCGCCUACCAAUGACGUUCAGACCAGAACUGUGCACAAUACUUCAAAUGCGGCCAAAGCAGUGAUUUGUUCAGCCAUAACAGGAUAUCUCAACUAUUGUAUUCCCAACCUACGCUGAUGAGCGCAAACGUGCCAUAUGCAAAUGUCACCACUAGCUUCCAUUUUUAAAGAACUAUUUUCUUAUAGCCCCAAAAUAUCCUUAUUUCCUUCAACUCUCAGCAAUACCUUGCCUCUCACUCAUUAUCGUGUGUCUGUAGAACUCACAAAUCAGAAACGUCAUGCAACCUACAGUAGAAGCAAUUUAGUAUAAUCUUGUCCCAACUGCUAUCCUUGCCGCUGCGAAUGCCAUUUAGUUUAAAUUUCUGAAAUAUAUUAGUAUGUUCUAUCCUUAAUUCCCCAUUCACACUGCUAUUGAAAACUAAAACAUAUUCAUUGGUUUGCAAUUCUGAUGAAGGGCCCAGAACUGACCAUUUAAUUGUUCUCUUUCCUCAUAUAAUCUGUGACCUGAUGAAUGUUUGAAGCCAUUUGUGUUUUUUUCUUCGUAGAUGAGAUUUCAUGCAUGGGUCAAUAUAGUCUUGAAUCAUAUUCUGUGUCGUUCUGCAACCGAAGUGAUUUCGAUAGAACGCCCACAUCUAGUGGUAUAAAUAAUACAAUACACCUCUGAGGAUCAAUGCGACAUUGAGUCGCGUAUAUGUAAAUUGCACGAAGGGAAUGUUUGGAAGAAGUGCACAAUGAAACAAAGGGGCACAAAGUAAAUAGGAAUUCACAAAUCGUCCAAUUUUCCUGUGCUCAACCUCCCACUGACACCUUUGUACGAGUCUUCCCAUUCUAUCAGCCUGAUUCUCUGAAUUAAAACGCGUACACAAAUGCAGACACUCCUGACAGAAUCAAUCCAAAUUUACUUUCUGAUUUGUGAUGGUAAAAGAUGCACCUGACAAUCAACUCUAUUUGAUUUGGAGCUGAAUAAUCUUUCCCCAUGAACACCUUACUUGAAAGACAAAAUUCCUUCACCUGUUGGUACCGUUGAAAGCGACAUGUUCACUAAAUCCAGCUUUAAGGAAAGUGGCACUACAAUUCUUUAAGAAACGUGACACUACAAAGAAUCUCCUCAUAUACUUACAAUAAAGCAAUAAGAAACUCUCUCAAAACAAAGUAUUGGAGGAACGCAAUGGGUCGGGGAAAUGGACAGUCAACGAUCCGGUACAGGCCCCUUAUUCGAUCGAUUGCAGGUGCUGCGUCCCCCACUGCCUUCCUGCAGCACCGUGUAUUUAGUUUUAGAUUGCAGCAACUUCCAUUAAUGGACCCCAGCAGUGAAGAACAAAAUCGUACGAAGUUUCAAAAUAAAUAUAUUUCGUUUCAAAUCUGAAUUGCAAUUGCCAGAGCCC